This is a messenger RNA of Ctenocephalides felis (cat flea), 1348 nucleotides long. RefSeq lists its product as uncharacterized. Lineage: Eukaryota; Metazoa; Arthropoda; Insecta; Siphonaptera; Pulicidae. The record is from RefSeq and is a predicted model, not a curated record. The transcript has 6 exons. Bases 160 to 876 code for a protein of 238 amino acids.
CGCGCUAACAAGCGAUCACGAACCCAAUCACUAAUAGUACGAUCAGUAAGUGAAUCACUUCACUAGUGAUAUAAAUGGUCACCGAUUAAACGAUUUACCGGUAAAGUGUUCGUGUGAGUUAUUAAAGUGUCGGAUAACAAAAUCACAGGACGAAGCAAGAUGAAUUUGUGCGUGCCACUCUUAAAUUUAUUGAUCCUGGCGCUGGUUUUGAUAGCGCAAUGUCAUGCUUCGAAAAUUCCGGAGGGAAUGCCUUUAAUUCUUCCAAAAGAUGCCACACCUUCACCCUUAUUGAGAGAUCCACCCACACCACCCCUGCUUCUCCCAAGGGAUGCGACUACUCCACCACCGCCACCACUGGUCUUUCCAGAAGAUGUCAAAAACUACAACAUCGUACCAAAUAAUGCAACGAUCUUGGCAACUUUGACGCAUAAAGACGAUACCAAUCAGGAAAGCGCUGAGGAUAAUAAUCAAGAAAGCGAUGAUUUAAAUAAGACGCCCGGUUCAGAGGCACCUGCAAAGGAAAGUGAUAUAGCAACAAGAAGUACAGAGAGGAUUCAGGAAAGCUCUUCUUCGUCGCCUGAUUUUGGAGCCGAGUUGGUUCAACCAAUUCACCAGGAUCGUGAAUCUAAUGAACAUGAAGAACAAUUCAACAAGCACCAUCAUCACAAGCAACACAAAGCUGAUUAUAUGAAUCACAUGAGAGUCACCGACACUUCGGCAAUCAUGGCUGGUUCUUUUGCUGUGAUAGCGGUACUUGGUUUUGUCGGUCUGGUUAUGUGGAGACAAAUGCUUGAGAGGAAAUAUGGAACUAGAGAGAGAUUAGUAACUGAAGAUACAUAUUAUACAAAUAAUGACCUUCGGCAUUUUGAGCUGUGAAAAGCAUCAGGUCAAAAUCAUUUAAUAUAAAAGUGUGCUGUGACGAUCCACCUGUAUCUAGCGGUGGCUGUGAUAAAUCAAUGAUUGACUGCUAUCUGAUACUAGUGAACUAAAAUAUGUUCAAGUGCUUAUUCUAUAAACUAUCAAUUUAUUCAAAGAAAAAUCACUUUGAACAUAAAUUGCAACUUAUUGUGCGAAUCAUUGGUGAUAUAUUGUUUUCCAGGCAUUAAUAACUAUUUGAUUAAAUAAAUAAUUAGAAAUGUUAUGAAUUGUAAUUUGCUCUUUACUAUUAUUAUUUGUAAAUUUGUGAUGCAUUUAAAAAUUUAAAAAUAUUCAUUUGUUGAAUAAUAUUUGAAAUGUUUUAUGUUGGACCAUUGCAAAGUGAGCAAACUCAAAAAUGUAUUAAUUUUUUUUUUUUGUAUAUGUACUGCCAAUAGAAACAAUUUUUUAUUUAAAUAAAGGCACCUUGAAU